AUGGCCGGGAAUGCGUGGAGGUCAGCGAUUAACCUACUCAGAAAAUGGAGUUUAUCGAUCAGUGGCCAGGAUAAAAUCAAGGCAAAGGAAGCGCAGCAUGUGGCACGCGCCUUGAAGAAAGAGACCAGGGCAUUCCCUCGUGGGAUGCACACUGUAACUUUGAUCCCCGGUGAUGGAAUAGGACCAGAGAUCUCCACUGCUGUCAUGAAAAUAUUUGAGGCAGCUGAAGCACCCAUUCAGUGGGAGGAGAGAAAUGUUACAGCCAUCAAAGGUCCUGGGGGGAAGUGGGUGAUUCCUGCAGAUGCCAAAGAAUCAAUGGACAGGAACAAAAUGGGUCUGAAGGGUCCAUUGAAGACACCAAUUGCUGCUGGUCAUCCCUCCAUGAACCUUCUUCUGAGGAAAACCUUUGACCUCUACUCCAACGUGCGGCCUUGCGUUUCUAUCGAGGGUUACAAGACGCCCUACACGGAUGUGAAUCUAGUCACCAUCAGAGAGAACACUGAAGGGGAAUACAGUGGAAUUGAACAUGUGAUUGUCGAUGGAGUUGUGCAGAGUAUUAAGCUCAUUACAGAGCAAGCCAGCAAACGCAUCGCAGAGUACGCAUUUGAAUACGCAAGAAACAAUAAGAGGACCAGUGUUACUGCUGUUCACAAGGCUAACAUUAUGCGCAUGUCUGAUGGCCUCUUCCUCCGAAAAUGCAGAGAAGCUGCUGAAAAUAACAAAGAUAUUAAAUUCACUGAGAUGUACUUGGAUACAGUGUGCCUCAAUAUGGUGCAGGAUCCAACACAGUUUGAUAUUCUGGUGAUGCCCAAUUUGUAUGGAGACAUCUUGAGUGACCUUUGUGCUGGACUUAUUGGAGGACUUGGUGUAACCCCAAGUGGCAACAUUGGUGCCAAUGGAGUUGCCAUUUUUGAGUCUGUUCAUGGAACUGCUCCCGAUAUAGCAGGAAAAGACAUGGCUAACCCCACUGCCUUGCUGCUGAGUGCAGUCAUGAUGCUGCGCCAUAUGGGCCUACACGACCACGCAAAGAGGAUCGAGACCGCCUGUUUUGAUACCAUCCGAGACAAAAAGGUGCUUACUGGAGACCUCGGAGGGAAGUCAAAGUGCUCCGAAUUCACGGAGGCAAUAUGUCAACGAGUGCGAGAUCUCUAA
Molecule: messenger RNA, 1152 nt
Organism: Nerophis lumbriciformis (worm pipefish)
Lineage: Eukaryota; Metazoa; Chordata; Actinopteri; Syngnathiformes; Syngnathidae
Source: RefSeq, a predicted model, not a curated record